Messenger RNA from Australozyma saopauloensis, 987 nucleotides. RefSeq names its product Mrp/NBP35 family ATP-binding protein. The record is from RefSeq and is a predicted model, not a curated record. Gene Ontology annotation, biological process: iron-sulfur cluster assembly. NCBI's taxonomy places the organism in Eukaryota, Fungi, Ascomycota, Pichiomycetes, Serinales, Metschnikowiaceae. Bases 1 to 987 code for a protein of 328 amino acids. Gene Ontology annotation, cellular component: cytosol. The transcript has a single exon. Gene Ontology annotation, molecular function: ATP binding; 4 iron, 4 sulfur cluster binding; ATP-dependent FeS chaperone activity.
AUGACCACGCUAAUAUCCCAAAAACCCGAGCUCAAAGCCCCAGAACCAGAACAUUGUCCCGGCCCCGAGUCUGAAGACGCCGGUAAGGGUGACGCCUGCGCCGGAUGUCCCAAUCAACAAAUCUGCGAGUCGCUUCCGAAGGGCCCGGACCCAGACAUGGCAGUGAUCACCGAAAACCUCAGCAACAUCAAACACAAGAUCUUGGUCCUUUCGGGGAAAGGCGGCGUCGGCAAAUCGACCUUCACGUCGAUGCUCUCGUGGGCGUUGGCCGCAGACGAAGAACUAGAGGUGGGAGCCAUGGACCUAGAUAUCUGUGGCCCAUCUCUUCCACGCAUGUUGGGUGCCGAGGGCGAGACCGUGCACCAGUCCAACUCCGGGUGGUCGCCUGUGUAUGCGCUGGAUAACUUGGGUCUCAUGUCGAUUCUGUUCAUGCUUCCGGAUCCAGAUGCGGCCAUCAUCUGGCGAGGCGCCAAGAAGAACGGAUUGAUCAAGCAGUUUUUGAAGGACGUCAACUGGGGCGAACGGUUGGACUACUUGGUCGUGGACACGCCGCCGGGGACCUCCGACGAGCAUCUCUCGGUCACGACGUACAUGAAGGAUGCGGGUAUUGAUGGGGCCUUGGUAGUCACUACGCCGCAAGAGGUCGCACUCCUCGAUGUCCGAAAAGAAAUUGACUUUUGUCGCAAAGCGGGCAUCAAGAUCUUGGGCGUGGUGGAGAACAUGUCGGGCUUUGUGUGUCCCAGCUGCCAGGGCGAGUCGCAGAUCUUUAAGCCCACCACGGGUGGUGGAGAGGCGCUCUGCGAGGAGCUCGGGCUCAAGUUUUUGGGGUCUGUGCCGCUAGAUCCUCGGAUUGGCCGUGCGUGUGACAAUGGCGAGUGUUUCUUUGACCAGUAUGCGGACUCGCCUGCUUCCAACGCUAUUUUGGAUGUUGUGGAUGCGUUGCGAGACGAGAUCGAGAUGCUGCUUGAAAACUUGAACAUCAACUAA